Molecule: messenger RNA, 803 nt
Organism: Rhododendron vialii
Lineage: Eukaryota; Viridiplantae; Streptophyta; Magnoliopsida; Ericales; Ericaceae
Product: serpin-ZX-like
Exons: 2
Coding region: 171-803 (210 amino acids)
Molecular function (GO): serine-type endopeptidase inhibitor activity
Source: RefSeq, a predicted model, not a curated record
CUAAAUUAUUUGUGUAGAAAUCAAAGAAAAAAUCAUUGCGUAUAUUUGGUAACUAGGUUAGAGUUUAAUCAAGUAGCUAUCUAACUGAUUUCUUUUGCAAGAAUCAUAAUUUCGUGCUUUUCCCAGAUGAAUCGUUGCAUCCUCCGCAGUAUUAUUUGCUUCUGUUACAUAUGUUUGAUUAUGGUUACACUUUUUGGGUUUUGGUCUGUUUGAACUUAUGUAAUAAUUUUUUCGCAGUUUGCUUCUUUUUAAUCUUGUUCGUGAAAAUGGAUACGCGGUAUUUACCAAACAAAAAACAAAAAAAUUUGGAUACGCGGCCAGAAGCCAUGUGGCGAGAGAAAAGUAGAUCAAGAAUGGAGCUGUGCACGCGGAUGGUAAAACAACUGCUGCUCAAGGAGGUUGAAAAGGGCAAUCAUGAGAACCUUGUGUUGUCGCCAUUGUCGAUCGAUGUUGUUCUUAACAUGGUGGCUGCCGGAUCAAGAGGUCGUACUUUAGAGAAGAUGCUAGACUUGCUCGGUUCCAAAAACAUCGACGAAAUCAAAUCGCAAUCCUUGGAGAUGAUGGCGGUUGCAACGGGUGAUCAAUACCUCAAUAACGGCGACGAUGAACCGAUUUUGUGUUUGGUCAAUAGAGCAUGGUUCGACCAACGUUUUACUCUAAAGCCUUCUUAUAAAGAGGAUGUACUUGAGGGUGUCUACGGUUGUGAGGCCAAGAAGGUUGAUUUCGUGACCCGGGGUAAUGAAGUGGUAGAUGAAAUAAACUCGUGGGCUCAUUACUACAAUAAUAGAUAUACGCCACACUAA